AUGGAUUCCUCUUCCUCUGCUUCCUCUGUCAUCUCCUUUGAAUCUGAGAUGACCCGGGAGAUGACCCCGGAGUUCGACCCCAUUGCCGCCUACGAGGUCUGCGCUCCUCUGCACUGGGAUGCAGAGGAGUGGGAUUUCCAGGCUUGGUCAGAGGUUGAUGAGUCCCUGACUGACGGUGAAGAUCUCCAGCUCCUCCUCGGCGGGGAGCUGGAUGAAGACGAUGACAACAACAUGUCCUGGGAGGAGGACUUCUCCACCUCGGAGGAAGAAGUUGAUACCCCAUCAACCGAGGACGACUCGGCGGCAGGAGGCUUCCUGCUUGGCGGGUCGUCGGAGGAUGACGACGAUGAUGACGAUGAAGAAGCCGAAGAUAGCAGCGGCGACAGCGGCGAAGACGAUGGCGGCAACGACAGCAGCGACGACGCCAGCGCGGCCCCUCCGAUCAAGUGCUGCAAAGUCUUAGGCACCUACUGGUGGUAG
Messenger RNA from Panicum hallii, 480 nucleotides. Its product is annotated as phosphopantothenoylcysteine decarboxylase subunit VHS3-like. The coding region runs from base 1 to 480 and encodes 159 amino acids. The transcript has a single exon. The record is from RefSeq and is a predicted model, not a curated record. NCBI's taxonomy places the organism in Eukaryota, Viridiplantae, Streptophyta, Magnoliopsida, Poales, Poaceae.